CGCAUCCCGCACACCGCUGCCCUGCGCCCAGCCCUGCGGCUCCUGUCCCGGGCGUCCUGGCCCCAGGGUAGCUCGGCAGCGUUCCGGAGGGCUGCGCUGCGCUGCACGGGCGGUGGGGACCGAACACACAUCCCCGAGCGGGACUGCCUCUUGCGCCCAGCCCUCUGCACCCAUCCCGGGGAGCUGCCCUGCGCCGGGAGGGUGGCCGGCACCCAUCCCGGUGGAAGUGGGCUGCCUCCCGCUCGUCUCCGGGGCGCGCAGCUCGGCCGGCGUGCGGGGGCUGCAGCGCCCAGCCCCGCUGUGCCCGGCGUGCGGCGGCGGCCCGGGGCUGCCGCUCCUUCCCAGCGCCGCCGGCCGGCUCCUGGCUCCCGCCUCGUUUUAUGGUCGUGGAGAGGGAGGACAAAUCCCAAACCAGCUGCGUAAAUGAGUAUGGAAGAUUAUGAUUUCCUCUUCAAAAUUGUUUUAAUCGGCAACGCUGGCGUGGGGAAGACCUGCUUAGUCCGUCGCUUCACUCAGGGGCUUUUCCCACCAGGGCAAGGAGCCACGAUUGGGGUUGACUUUAUGAUUAAAACUGUGGAGAUAAACGGUGAAAAAGUAAAGCUGCAGAUCUGGGACACGGCGGGCCAGGAGCGGUUCCGGUCCAUCACGCAGAGCUACUACCGCAGCGCCAACGCGCUGAUCCUGACCUACGACAUCACCUGCGAGGAGUCCUUCCGCUGCCUGCCUGAGUGGCUGCGCGAGAUCGAGCAGUACGCCAGCAACAAGGUCAUCACCGUGCUCGUGGGUAAUAAGAUUGAUUUAGCUGAUAAGAGGGAAGUCUCCCAGCAGAGAGCUGCAGAGUUUUCUGAAGCACAGGACAUGUACUAUCUGGAAACGUCAGCGAAAGAAUCGGAUAAUGUGGAGAAACUCUUCCUGGACUUGGCCUGCCGGCUGAUCAGCGAGGCACGACAGAACACCCUUGUGAACAAUGUCUCAUCCCCCUUACCAGGAGAGGGGAAAAGCAUCAGCUACUUGACUUGCUGUAAUUUUAAUUAAAGAGCUGGCAUGUGAUUGCCCCUUCUGCCAUGGGCCAAGUGGAUUUUUUUUUUCCUAUGCUGGGAUUUAUCUACUUGAAGGAAUUCCUGCCAAUCAGACCCAUCUGGCUUGCUCAGAGUCAGGUUACAGUCCUGGAAGCAUGGCAGGCUGAUGGUUCCAGCUGCAUGGCAAUGUAGCAGAAUACAACAGGGUUUAAAUUUCAUUUUUCUUGCAGUCUGUGGAGCAGAUCAGAAAAGGAAGAGUUGCGCAAGUGCUUCGUGUAAUGCAGAACAUGAGCUGUUUUGUUUCCUUCUGUGCGAGAGUAGACCAGCCUUUCUUGAAGAUACUGAAGAGAUCAAAAUCUCUCUCACAGAACAACGUGUUUGACCCUUUUUAAAGUGAAACAAAAUAAGAAGAAACGCAACAAUGAGCACUGACUUUGGACUACCCUGGCAAUCUCCUGGGCUGUCAGCAAGUGAGCCCGUAGGAUGUGUACAUAACGUCUGCCCCUGUGUCUCCAUGGAGGACUCUGAUGUUUGAAAUAGUGUUAUGUCUCUCAUCUACAGGCACUUUCAUGAACGUGGAAUAAACAAAAAAGUUACAUAUAGCAGCAUUUUCAAGACUGAAGAAGACAUGGAUAUGGCUCAGUCGCUCCCUUUGGUGCUAGCAGUUCAGCAAAUAUUCCAUAGGCCAAAUGUAGUCUUACCACAUUACUGUCUUCUGAAUGUGUAACUUAGACUGGUUAGGAAAAAACACUAAUAAGCACUGUUCAUAAAAAUAAAAAAAAAAAUCUCAUUACCUCUUUUUCUAGGCCUGAACAUAGUGGGAAAGGACUGUGUGCUUCUUUGAUAUCCAACAAAGGAUGAAAAGACUUUCCAGAAAUAAAAAUAAAUAAAUAAAUUAACCAUUCCUCC
Messenger RNA from Melozone crissalis (California towhee), 1928 nucleotides. It is a transcript of the gene RAB30, whose product is annotated as RAB30, member RAS oncogene family. Gene Ontology annotation, cellular component: trans-Golgi network. The transcript is spliced from 5 exons. Gene Ontology annotation, biological process: Rab protein signal transduction. Gene Ontology annotation, molecular function: GTPase activity; GTP binding. Bases 424 to 1035 code for a protein of 203 amino acids. Lineage: Eukaryota; Metazoa; Chordata; Aves; Passeriformes; Passerellidae. The record is from RefSeq and is a predicted model, not a curated record.